Molecule: messenger RNA, 3069 nt
Organism: Rotaria sordida
Lineage: Eukaryota; Metazoa; Rotifera; Eurotatoria; Philodinida; Philodinidae
Source: the annotation of a GenBank genome assembly
AUGUCACGUCGAGCAAAACAAAUUUUGGCUGCAGAAGCGCGAAAAGCAGCGGAUGGAGAUUCAUUCGUACCAGUUCUUCUUCUAUCUGAAUUGGAUGUUAGCAAAUGUACUCAAAUACGAUUUCUAGAAAUUCUAACCAAUUUGGAUGAACUUUGUGCUAGUCGAUCGGUUGAUCAACGAGCAACAUAUGUAGAACAAAUUUAUAAUCGAAUGCUUCAACUUUUAUCUCAAAAGAUAGAAAUUCCAUUGAAUCGAAUCAUGGCAAUUGUCAAACAGUUGAUUGUAUAUCAUCCAGUAAUGGCAAUUUUAACACUUGAUGAUUUAAAAAAAAUUGGUGUUGAAAUGGAAAAACGAUCGGUAAUCAUUCAUUUUGAUAUGAGUGGAUCGAUGGAUGUACGAGGUUUUAAUCCAUUAGUUCAAACAGUCAUUAAUCUAUGUAGAAAAUUACAAAAUCAAGGUAUUCAAGUAUAUAUAUCUUUGUUUGGUGGCGGUCAACAAGAGAGAAUACAUACGGCUAUCGGCGGUCAAUUACUUACAUUAGAUCAAUUUGCAAAUGGAAAUUAUCGACCAAAUGGUGGUACAGCUUUUUGUCCAUCAUUUGAUCGAACAAAACAAUUUCCUACUCCGUAUGAUGCAAUCAUUGUUUCUGAUGGCGACUUUACUGACGAUAUUUCUCGGUUAGCUUUUCAAGAACAAUGUCAGACUGUUUUCUUUGUUGCACCACCAUGGUCUCCAUUAGGUAUUGAGGAGAAACAUGCAAAAACAAUUUCAUCAAGUGUCCAUUCAACUGUUCCCUAUAUCGGUAUUGCUUCCGAGAAAUAUCCACAACUUGAUACUAUUAUUGAAGGAUUUCUACGUGAACAUAAUUUUUUUGCUCGUCUAUCUGGAUAUGUUACUAUUGGUACGUAUGCUAUUCCAUCGAAUCUUCUUGCACCAACACAAAUGAUACAAGUUUUAAACAAUUGUAUUGCUCAAGGUGAAAUUCAAUUGCAAAUUUUAACAAAAAAAAUUCUUGGUCUUUUUCGAUAUCUUGAAGAAACAGCUAAACUCAAUUUUGAACGAUGUAUUCGAGGUGAAGAAUUUCGAAAUCUUAUGUCAUUAGUAACACCAUUGAUUAAGUCGACGCAAGCUCAUUUGGAAACAAGUAAUGCUUGUCAACAAUUGUACGGAUAUUUAACCAAAAUUUUGAAUAAUUUUGCACAUGAACAACAAAAAUUAAUCAAAAGUAUAGCUAAUGAUCCAAAAGCAAAGACAGAAUUGACUAAAUUUUGGGAUGAUGCAAUGAGUUUUAGUGAAAGAGCAUUGAUUAUUGAAGAAAAUGAACGAAAAUAUGGACCAUCAGUGGCCUAUUUAAAUGUACGAGUAGCUAGUUUGACUUGUACAAGUGAAAUAUUGUCCGAAGCAUUACAACAAUUGAAAACUCUAUAUUCACCAGAAGAUUUUGAUCUUCUAUCAAUCAUUCUCGAUAUUUUAUCAAUGUCAAAAAUAGACGAUCAACCAACAUCAGUUCCAGAAGAUUUGUGCAUUCUCAUUUGGCGUAAACCAAAUGGUACUAUCGAUCUACUAUCUAUUCUACGUCAACUACCAUAUUGUCUUCAACAAUAUCAAUAUUCACGACAAAUUCCAUUGGAUAAUGGUUGGACAUUACAACCGUUGGCAGCUAUUCGUUUGGCUUGGAUAACGGAAGCAUCAGGUCGAACAUUUCCUGAUUUUAUCACACAAGCAUUACCAAGUUUAGUCGUACCGAAUAAAUUUCUAACUGAUCUAGAUCAAGAUGAAAAUCGAUCAGCAUUUUGGAUGAAAAUUCUACGUGAACUUGCUCCAAAAAUAGAUCUUCCAUCUGAAAGUCUACAAUCAAUUCAUCAAAUUCUUACUGUGCAUACUUUGAAAGGUUUCUUACUUCGAUUGACUGAUGGUUCGAUUACUUAUGAGAAACAAGUUUAUGAAAAUGUUUUACCAUUCAUUGAUACAGAUGAACCUAUGGCUUGGUGUGUCUUUGUCAAUAAAGAUUUAGAUCGCGUCGAUGCUCGUACAGGUCAAGUCAUUGAACAAUCAACAUUUAUUACAGAUCCAAUUGAAAUCGAAGGAUGGUAUAGAACGAAUCUUGUAAAGCGCGGUUCUGUAGUUCGACCACGAUAUUUAUCUCUCCGCGAAUAUUCUAACUUUCCCGACGGUGCCAUUGAACUCUACAAUACUUGUACUCGAAAAGAUGUUGAUAUUCUACGUGAUCAAUUGACAGAACUCGGUGGUAAUUCUUAUUCAUCCGAUCAAAUCAAUGCACACAUCUAUACAAUUCGUGAUCGACUCAAAACAAUUCCAUGUGUAGUUUGGGGAUCGACUGAUUUAAUAACUGAGACGAUAGUUAUGGCCAAGGCUGCAUGUCAAGGUGCUACUGUACCAACAGAAAAAGUUACAAUAAACAUUACCAGAGCAAUUGUCAUUGAUUAUUUAGUGUCACAUUGUGAAGAUCGCUUUGCUGCCGGAGCAUUACGUGGAUUUGGUGAAUAUGCACGCAUAGCUAGUCAACAAGCAUCGGCUGGCACCACGGAACUUGAUUAUGCUAUUGAAUGUGGACAAAAAGCUACAACAGAAACAACUUCUUUGCAAAUUGUGCCAUUCAUUCAUUUGGAUAAACCUGGCGUUCGAGAAUAUCUAGAACAACAGUACAAGAAAUUGGCACGGCAAUUGCGUUUGGUUUUGAGUCCUCCACAAUUUCAGAGUCUACCUACAUUGCUACAAAAAGCACAACAAACAGUAGCCAAUGAUGAAAUUUUAGGUAUGGCCGAUCUUGAAUCGUUACCAACACGAACUACUACUGCAAAGCCAGUUGAAAGCUCGUCACAAGUUGUACUCAAUAAAGAUUUAUUCACUUGUCCGAUUACACUCGAUAUUAUGGAUAAUCCUGCAACAACAACACCUUGUGGACACAUGUUCGAUAUGGAUGCUAUCAACGAAUAUUUGAAGACAGCCAAUAUCUGUCCUAUUUGCCGAACAGUAGUAACUGGUGUCACGCAGAAUUAUGCAUUCAAAAAUGUAAUUGAAGCAUGGUUGGCCCAACAAACGGAAUAA